AUGUCGGCAGAGUCGGCUGUCUACGAGGCGCUACAGUACGCCUGCAGCCAGGAUGCACAGAUGCUGAAACCGGCCGAACAGAAGCUGGCCGAGUGGGAGAUACAGCCCGGGUUUCAUCUUACGUUGGUUAACAUUUUCUCCAACCAAUCCCUUGACGGUGGUGUACGGUGGAUGGCGUCACUGUACUUUAAAAACGGUGUACUCAAGUAUUGGCGACAGAGUGCACCAAAUGCAAUAUCUCGUGAGGAGAAGCAGGAAAUAAAACGAUUGUUGCUGAUGAAAUUCAACGAACCCGUGCAGCAGAUAGCGGUCCAAAUAGCGGUCCUUAUAGCGAACAUCAGCCGUUACGAAGGUCCACAGGAAUGGAAAGAGCUCAUACCGACGGUGGUGAAAGCGGUCCAGAGUGAGGAUAUGAUCGUACAGCACCGAGGCUUGCUGGUGUUGCUGCACAUCGUCAAGGUGCUGUGCUCGAAGCGCAUUCCACGCGACCGCCAACAGUUUCAAACCGUUGCUGUCACCUGGUACGACUUUGUGCUGAACCUCUGGGAAGGCUUUACGCAGUUGUUCUUUACCAACAUCUGCGAGCAGAAUUGUGCCAUCGAGGUGUGUUCAGCCAAUCUGGAGAAGGCCAUCUUCUCGCUGCGCAUACUGAAAAAGCUCACGAUCUACGGCAUUGUGGAUCCGCUCAAAUCGGAAGGCUGUAUGAUGCUGAUACGGAUGAUGUUUCAACGGUUGAAGGAUCUGCUCGAGUGUCGCAUGCGCGUGAAGCGAAUGUUGCGCGAAGCGGAAAGCAAUGCAACGCCCGGCACGAUGAACAAUGAAGCAAUAGAGAUGAUGCGCAAAGUGAGCGGCAACCUGGACAAGUUUAUCGUUAAGCAUAUGAAGUUCCUGAAUCUUUUUUACGAUACCCAUCCGGACGUGUUUUCGUCCUUUGUACCGAUAUCGUUCGAGUUUUGCUUUAACUACGUGUUCCACGAGGGAACGAAUCUGAUCUUCGAGGACAAUGUAAUCACAUUUCCCAACUUUGCCAUUCAGUGCCUCUGCCUGCUGAAGGGAAUACUGUCACCGAGUACAGUCAAUCUAGAUUUGAUACCGCGCGCUGCGAACCACCUUGCCGGGGAAGCGAAAGAACGUGUGAACAGUGCGAAGAUGGACUUUUUUACGUGCGAACGAUUAAGCUACAUAUUGGAGAAGCUCAUAAUGCACUACUUCCUGCUAACGCCGGAUGAGUUUGAGCAGUGGGACACGGACCCGGAAGCGUACACGUCCGACGAAGGUGGUGACUCGUGGAAAUACAAUCUACGUUCCUCUGCCGAAGCGUUCUACAUGAUCCUCUUCCAAAAGUUCAGCGUAACGAUGAUCGAGGAGUUGCGCAAAUACAUAUUGAAGUCUCAAUCGAUAACCAUCACAGAAAACUCCGACAUGAACGAUUUGCUGAUAAAGGAUUCGAUCUACAACGCAACCGGUCUAGCGGCAUUCAUUCUGUUUGAUGAGGUUAACUUUGACGAAUGGUUCUCUCGGCAGCUGCUCGAGGAACUCAAGUUUAAAUCCCACAACUUCCGCAUCAUCCGCAAGCGCAUCAUCUGGCUUGUCGGGCAAUGGACCUGCGUUAAGUUCUCGAAAGCGUUACGCCCUCAAGUGUACCAAGCGUGUUUGGAGCUGCUGCAACCCUCAGAGGAUUUGGCCGUUCGUUUGACUGCUUCCAAAAGCCUUCGCAGCAUCAUGGAUGACUUUGAGUUUGUGGCCGAGCAGUUUCUGGAGUUUCUCGAACCGACGAUCGCGUUGCUGUUCGGGCUGCUGAAGGAAGCGGUUGAGUGUGAAACGAAAAUGACCAUACUGUACGUAAUGACGAUCAUCAUCGAAAAGAUGUCCAUGUCCAUACGGAUCGAUGUGCAGAGCCUGGUGCAGUAUUUACCGCUGCUAUGGGAAGAAAGCCGCGAACACAAUAUGCUACGCUGUGCAAUUAUUUCCACUUUGUUGCAAAUCAUAAAAGCCUUGUACGAAAUACCGUCGUCGGAACCGAUCGUUACAUUUAUCUAUCAGAUCAUAGAGAUGAGCACGAAUGUAAACGAACCGUCGCACGUGUAUCUGCUGGAGGAAGGACUGGAACUGUGGGUUGUGGUUGUACACUACAGUCGCACGAUGAACCAGGAGUUGCUUAAUCUGUGUGAAAAUUUAAUACCUCUAAUACAGCAAUCAUCUAGCAAUAUGAACAUAUGUUUGGCGAUAGUGCAGGCGUACGUGUUUCUCGGUGCAGAAGUAUUUCUUCCAAGGUACGGUCAGGAGAUUGUCAAGACGUGCCAAUACCUAUUGACGGAUUUACGCGCGGACGGCGUGGUGCUGAUAAACCGCUUCUUCCUCACGCUGCUACAGACGGUUCCAAAGUUUGCCAUGGAUUUGCUUCGGCCGUAUCUGGUGGAGGUGUUUCGAUCAUACUACCAACAAACAAACUUCCCGCAAGUGUUGCAGAUGUACCUGCAGAUCAUGUCGCGCGUGUUGGUAAACGAUCAGGUAACGUUCAGUGUCGUACUUUCCGAAACGGGGGCACAGGAUGCGCUGGAAAAAAUACUGACCGCUUGGCUGGAGGAUAUGCGGCGGGUAACGGCACUGGAGGAACGUAAGCUGCUAGCGUUGGCCUUGAGCAGUUUGUUGACUGUUUCGAACGAGGUGAUUUUUAAGAACUUUGCCGGCAUCAUUACGAAUGUUACCGAGGUGCUGAACGAUGUAAUGUGCUGUCAGGAUACGUUAGUGGACUCGCUAGUCAUCGAUGACGAAAACAAGGACAAUAUAGGCGUGACCCUGUUCGGGUAUGGGUUUAUCGAUUCCGAUAUGGUACAGGACGAAACGCCCCAUUUUAGCCGCUGUAGAGCGUUCUGCAUACACGACCCGGUGCAUGUGAUUGUGCUGAAAGACUAUCUACAGAAUCAGCUUGUAGUACUGAAAAACACAAUCGGCGACGAACGAUACCAAUCGCUGAUGACAUCCGUCGAUUUGCAAACGCUGAAGGAGUUGAACAACUUCGUGGUGCUCGGGAUCGAACUGACGGCCGGUAUAGACAAUGGUGCAUAG
This is a messenger RNA of Anopheles marshallii, 3069 nucleotides long. It is a transcript of the gene Impbeta11, whose product is annotated as importin-11. Gene Ontology annotation, cellular component: nuclear envelope; cytosol. Gene Ontology annotation, biological process: protein import into nucleus. NCBI's taxonomy places the organism in Eukaryota, Metazoa, Arthropoda, Insecta, Diptera, Culicidae. Bases 1 to 3069 code for a protein of 1022 amino acids. The transcript has 11 exons. Gene Ontology annotation, molecular function: small GTPase binding. The record is from RefSeq and is a predicted model, not a curated record.